AUGUCGCAGGCUGUGCGCAUCCGCACGGAAAAGCCCCCGGUUCUUCGUGGUCCUAAGCGUCGCUAUGCCAAGACGACGCCUACGACCCCCUUCCCCGGGUUUAUCCCCGGUGCGUCGUUUGAUGCCGCUGCCCCCUCCAGGCGGGAGGCGUUGCAGCAGUUCCAUCGCCUCGAGAUGAUGGUAGAGGUGGAAGAGCGACUGCGCGCGGAGAAUGGGCUGGUGCUGUCCGACACGGGAGGUGUGUCGGACGACGACUACCCAGUCUGCGAAAACACAACUGCAGAGAAGUCUGGGGAGGGGUCCGCCGCGGCUGCCGCUCUGCAUGAUGCUCGGGAAGAGAUUGCGGGCCGCACACUGCACGCGGAUCCGUAUUGUAAGGAAAAUGUUUGGUCAGAGGCCCGGCGGGAGUGUCAGCUGGAGGGGGGUCAUAGUUCGGGAGAGGCUGCGGAUAUGCACUUUGCUACUCGGGGCAACUUUAUAGAAGAAGAUGGCGCGCUCGAGGGUGACACCCAUGCGGCCAUCAUGGCGGAUCUCGGGAGGCUGCACUCGCGCCUUCAGCAGGCACGAAGCCGGCACGCGCGUCAUUUGACUCCGCGUCAGCGUGGGCAGCCGUCGCCGUUGGGAGACGGUGCUGCAGCAGCGUCAGUGACUAGUGACGAUUCCGUUGUCUCUAGCGAGGAGGCGGAAUUUGACCCAGAGCGCUAUGUGGCACCGCUGCUGCGAUGCACGCAUCUCGUGGAAGGCGCCGAUUUGCGUACGCCGGAUUUUGGAGGCGAGGACGGAGGCGUGGCCCGGUUUCGGGCCGUUCGUGACGCUUUGCCGGGCGCCACAAGUGUGCAGGAGGCGCUGCGGCUCUUGCAGUACAGUGUCCACUCUAACCGCCCGGAGGUGGCGGCGUGCGUGCGGCGGUGCCAGGAGCAGCGGCGGCAGCAUCAGCCGACGGCAGCCGUGGCGAACCUUCUGACGGAGGAGGCAGCGGAGCCGGAGCCGCCGAAGGCGGCGAGGAAGGCAACACGUGGGCGUGAGGAAGACGCGGCGGCGGCUUCUCGAUCAGACCCGCCACCCUCCGCGGCUGCAGUGGCGGCGAUGGUUGCAAGGACGCUUCCACGCAUACCAGAUGAAUUGCGGGACGAGCUCGUGGAUCAGCGGAGGCUACUUGAGCGACUCGCCGCGGCGCAGGAGGCGAGCCUCCGUCAGCUUUCGCGUGAGCAGCAGGAGGCGGCACGGCGACGCAUCAUGGCACCACGUGCCGACCCCACUUUGGCGCUACUCGCUCCACCAAAGCUGCGGCGGGCGGAACCGUUUGAAAUCGCGGAGGCACUACAGAAGAUUCAGGACGAUCCAAAGCGGCCGCUACCGCCGGUCAUUACAAUCUCAACGAUGCGACCCCAGACGCCGUUGGUGCUGCCGCCGACGCCUCCUUCCUUGCCACCCCACUAUAUUGAAGAAGAGUUGGGGCGACUUCACUGCCAGUAUGAGAGGCUCCUGCGCGACGAGCGUCGGGCGUGGACAAAUAUCAUGCAGGAGCAAAGGAAAGCUUUCGAACAAGAAAAAAAUGCGACGAUCCAGACACUGCGGUAUGCUGCUGUGCGGCAACAGCAUGAGAACACGGAGGAAAUAAAGCGGGCUAUUGCUGCACAGGAACUGAAACGGCGUCGGUGGCAGCACGCUGCGGAGCUUAAACAACGUUCGGCAUUCCAGCAGAUGCUAUAUAAGGCCCUGCCUCCAGGCGAGGAUGGGCUUGGGCGUGUGGUAGGAGGAAGGCGAGCCGUGGCCGCCACAGCCAUGCCAGCCAGACGUCAGCGUCAGCAGCAGUUGGCAGACGUCUCAGAGGAUGAGGAAGACGCCGCAAAUAAGUUUGAAAACGAGGAAGGCGAAAACAGCAACGACAACAACACGACGAACAAGAAACGAGAUUUGAGGCAUCCCAUUGUCACCGGGCCUUUUUCUGUUGUCUUGCCAGAGGAGCCAUGCGGUGAGGCGGCUGCACCGGCCCAUAAUGCUUCAUCGCAGCGGGCGGAGGAAGUCGUGCUGCUGUCUGACAAAGAGGAGAGGGGUGCGGGUCACCACCAAACCCGUGGAGACGCAAAGGUUGGUCUACAUGCGUCCACCGUUAAACGACGAAUUGGCGUCCCCUCACCCGCAGGAAAUCGCGAGAAGUUUCCACGACCACAACGCUCACCGUAUGCGGCACCUCCCAGGCGUCCUCUGAGGGCGGGGGCAGCUCCAGGCAGUAAGUCCACCGCCGCCCUGCACCACACACGUGCGUCACCACGCUCUCGCAAUGCAAGGUCACAGCAUCAGUCUUUUAGCAGAAGAUCAGCUGAGGGAUCUCCGUACGCCUUUGCAGUGCAUGACGCCCCGCCAAACACGGAACAGAGGUUUUACAACACGGCUGAGACUGUUCUCACGGACUCGAUUCAUUCAUUAAAUGCAACACUGCCGCCCUCCUCUGUAGCUUCCGCCGUGGGUGGUUGCCCGCACCCUUUUGAAAACAUUCCCAGCAGGGGCGAGGCGUCUGCCGGGCAAGCGGUGUUCCCAGGCAGCAUCUUGUUGCUUUCGAAUCCGCUGACGGCCGAGGAGGCGGAGAGGCGGCGCGGUGUUGCGCGCGCCUUCGAUGUCUCCCUCCCGCCCCCGCCACAGGUCACUACGGCGGAGGGGGGAAAAGAAAUGCAGCGUCCAUGCGACGUCUAUUACUUUGGCGAAGAAGCCGCAGCCUUGACACCGCGUCGACGGGCGAGGCUUCGGGCGGCGGAGGCCCGGACACGCAUAGAAGCAAGACGCCGUCUAGAGCGUAUUAAGGCCCUCUCGUUGACGUCGCCCGGCCAGAAACUCGGAGAAUCUCGACCUUCUUUUACGGAGAAGUUUUUGGCUGCCGAGGAGAGUGAGCAACGCCUGACGGAUCUCAUUGCCAGUGAGACCAUUCACAGCAUUAUCGGGGAUGCGGCUGAGGCGAGCCUGUUUGCUGCUUUGAUUAACGAGCUGGAAGAUGAGCUCGUGAGCGCCGAAUUGCACCACCUCACAUCCAAGAAUUUGGAAGGGAACGAUGAAGCUGCACGGCGGCCGCAAGCGAAUGAAAAGGAGGAGGAUGGAAAGGGAGAUGUAAAUGCCCCUGAUACGGUGCCAGUGGAGCGCGUGGCGGCGACGUUGCACACCUUUGCUGCCCCCAUCAAUGAGGAGUACUCUUUGCAGGGAACCGUCUUGCGCCUUCUGGAGGAGUCCUUGCUGCAGUUGUGCCUACGGCAGACCUCGGCGGAGGAGCCUAAGGAGGAAAAGACGCAGGAAGAAGCAGGGGAACGAGGGGCGGGGGAGGUGGUUCCAGAGAGAGAGCAAACGGCACUGGCAUCUGACGCUCUCCCCGAAACGGAGAGGGAGCCGUUGUGGGUGCGGGAGGUUGUUUCUGCCACCACCGACCCUCUUUGGCGUGCACCGGAGGGAGAGGCGAGCCCGCCGUGUGCGUCGUCCGUCCCAGCGGCGACGCUGACGACGACCAGUGGAAAGGAUCGUUUAUCAUUGCCACCGCCGCCCUCCAUAAACGCAACGGCAACACAGUUGCCGCUGCUUGCUGCUCCGCAGAAGGAUGUUGUGUUGACGCUGGAGGGCGCCAACGGCAGCGUUGUGCCGGAUGUCACUGGUACCCUUCGCAUUGUGCUUGACAUUGCCCCCGUCAUGGAGCAGCUGGCUGCUGUCGCACUGCCGGCUGCGGUGCAGCCAGCCAGCCCCGCACACGGUGGCGCUCUGGCGAGCGAAGCACGGCAGAUGCCGUGUGUCAUGGAGGAUGAGAUUCUCUCCUGUGAGGUGGUGGAGCCUGCAGUUACCAGAACUACCCAUGACUUACCGGCGACGAAGGAGUUAAAGAGCGAGGAGCUGCAGGAGGUGAAGCCGCCUCCCCUGGUUUCCAGUACUCCACAAGGAGAACUUCCUCUUCCAGAAGGCGUUGUGGCAGUCACGAAGGUUCCUAAUGCACGUCAGUCUCUCUACAUUGAGCUUGAGCAGCAACGCGAGCGUGCUCGACUGUCUGACAAUGAGUUGUUGCAACGGCAGAUGCUGGAGGAACAAGAGGAGGCAUUGCGAAGCUCUUGGCACAUGAUGUGGGAUUGGCAGCAGAUGAAUUUCGCGAUACUCAAUCAACAUCGUGAUCAGCACAACCUGUGUGUUUCGGCGUCGCAAUCCGUUGCCGUCGCCGCGCCCCACAGAGAGGCAGAGGCCGUGGCGAACGACGACGAGACUCGUGGCAAGGAAGUUUUGCCGCCAGUUCCGUCUACCUCCACAAUCCGUGAUCCCAUUACAAGGUUUAUCUUUGAGUGGAUGCACGAUUACGACAAGAAGGAGGAGGAGAAGCCAGUGCGAAGGAGUUUUGUGGAAAUGCUGCACGAGGCGAGUCACAUGGCAAGGGAAAGCGCGUUGCAGGAGGGAAGCGAUGGCACGUCUAUGGCCGAGAUGGAUCUGCGUCGGCGGUUGCUCAUGGAGCUCGACAACGCCGACUCUUCCUCGUGGCUUUCCAGCACUCACGCGAGCAGCAUCGCCUCGGACGGGUUCCCGCGCUUUACGACUCGUCCACAACACAACGUGGCACGGCCGCGACGCACGUACCGGCGCCGUGACGAGAACCCGUCAUCUGCGACGACGGAAACUACACGCUACACGAGCUCCUCCUCGACGCCGUGGACCGCGCAGGAGCCAUGGGGCGGGGGAGUCUCUCCGCCCCAGAAGGCGGUGGUGCGCAAUCCCACCAGCACGACGGUGACGACGACGUCAAGCUCCGGCCGUACCUGGUUUUCGACGAGUUCUUCAGAGAGGCCGCAUCUUAGCGACACCAUGCUGCGCCGUCUCCGCCAAAUACGGUCGUCGGAUCCCUCCCCGCAAGAAGAGGAAGAGGAGGAGGGUCAAAGCCGCGAAUACAACUCCGUGGAGGAGCUACGGCGGGAGGUGGAAAGGAUCCAGGCGGCGCAGCAGAAAGCUGCCCAGUAG
Molecule: messenger RNA, 4971 nt
Organism: Trypanosoma conorhini
Lineage: Eukaryota; Euglenozoa; Kinetoplastea; Trypanosomatida; Trypanosomatidae
Exons: 1
Coding region: 1-4971 (1656 amino acids)
Source: RefSeq, a predicted model, not a curated record